GCAGCAGCUGUUGUGUAAUUACAGUUCUGGCACUGUAAUCAAAGUCACUCAUAAAAACCUGCUUGGCGUAAGAGAGCCAAUCUCGACUACAAAGGGAAGUCACAGAUCUCUUCUUUUUUGUUCUGUCUAAGGUCUACUGAUGCUAUAUGUGAAUGACCUCACAUACAGGUCUCUGGCUCAAAUGAUUCAUCUGAAAUCCUCAUAACAAACUCUUAAAGCAUCUUAACUUCUUUCCCUCGUCUGAGUCAACUCCUGUGAGCUGUGAGGAUUAUGAGGUCGACUCUCGUGCUUGUACAGUCACAGUGGCUCCUGUGUGUGUUUGUUGGUGUGUGUGUCCCCAGUGUUGUAGUGAUACACUCGCUGCCAUGGCACGUCUCCUGCCCAGCACAGUGUGUGUGCCAGAUCAAGCCAUGGUUUUCUUCUGAGUCUGUCUACCAUGAAGCUCCCACUGUGGACUGCAAUGACCUGCUAUUGACCGAGCUCCCCUUGCCCCUACCGCAGAACACACACACGCUGCGCCUGCAGAGUAACCUUCUGUCUGAGCUGGAGAGUGCCGUGCUUUGCAGCCUUCCCAACCUCACUGAGCUAGAUCUUUCCCAGAAUCACUUCAGCAGCAUCAGGACAAUAACACAGAGCUCCUCCUUACCUUCUCUGCUGUCCCUGCACCUGGAGGAAAACCGGCUCAAUCACCUCCCCGAGGCCUCCUUCUCCUCCCUGCCAGCUUUGCAGGAGCUCUUUCUUAGCCACAACAGCUUAUACUCACUAGCGCCUGGAGCCUUCACUGGUCUGGACUCCCUGCUGCGCCUGCACAUCAAUAACAACAGACUCACCACCAUCGAUCCUCGAUGGUUCAGGGCCCUGCCUCGCCUCGAGGUUCUGAUGCUCGGGGGAAAUCCUGUGGAGGUCCUUCCUGAGCGGGGCUUCCAGGCCCUCGGAUCACUCCGCAGUCUCGUGCUGAGCGGCAUGGGCCUGAGGAGCCUGGCUGAAAAAGCACUGGAAGGGUUGGAUGGCCUGGAGAGCCUCUCCUUCUAUGAUAAUCUGCUGACAAAAGUCCCAACGCAAGCCCUGAAGAGAGUCCCAGGUCUCAAGUUCCUUGACCUUAACAAGAACCGGAUCAAGCUCGUUGAGACGGGGGACUUCCGAGACAUGGUUCAUCUGAAGGAGCUAGGCCUGAACAACAUGGAGGACCUGGUGUCCAUUGAGAGAGCUGCCCUGGAAAACCUUCCGGAGCUCACCAAGCUGGAGAUCACCAACAACCCCCGUCUGUCAUACAUACAUCCCCAGGCUUUCCUUCAGCUGAGCAGGCUGGAGAGUCUCAUGUUAAACUCCAACUCUCUGAGUGCCCUGCAUCGACACACACUUCUCUCCUUGCCAAGUCUUCAGGAGGUCAGCUUACACUCCAACCCGCUCCGCUGUGACUGUUUGUUUCACUGGGCAGCGGAGGUGGCCUCACACCCACACGCUGAUACAAGCAGCCACACAGAAACCCAAACAGACACAGAAACACCUCGAGUGGUGCGUUUUAUCCAGCCCCAGGCCACUCUCUGCUCUGAGCCCCCAGAGCUUAGAGCUCGCAGGGUGAAAGAGGUGUCAACCAGAGAGAUGGCAGCCUCCUGCCUCCCCAUGAUCCCACACGCUCCCCUCCCUUCCUAUGUCGGGGUGAGAGAAGGAGGCAGUCUCACUUUGCACUGCAGAGCUCUUGCAGAACCACAGCCCAAGCUCUACUGGGUGACUCCGUCUGGGCUAAGACUGGGACCUGCACCCAGUCAUGUAUCCAACCACACACCAGACCUGGCUCCCUACCUCAGCCGGACAGCCUCUGAAGGAUCCAAUCACACAUCCAGCCGCCCCGCCACCCAGGCUCAAAAUGACACACCGUUUAACCGUUCCGGCCACUACCGCCUGCUCCCAGAGGGAACGCUCGAGAUCAAUAUGGUGACCCGCAACGAGGCAGGAUUGUACACUUGUAUUGCAGAGAAUGCACUGGGAGCGGACACACACAGCGUCACUGUGGGCGUGCAUGGGAGAGAAAAGAAAAGGAAGAGGGGGUGGGCUGCUAACCUGAGGGGAGAUCCACUCUUCAGAGCAGAGCCCAGCUUGGAUGUGAGGGAAGUCGGAGAGCAUUACGCAGUUCUGUCCUGGCAGAGCGGGCACAACCUCCCCUCGACUCAACUAUCCUGGCAAGCCAUAUACCCGAAUGCACACACACCGACGUACACCACACGCAUUCUGGCUGGUACUCAGAGCUUCAACUUGACCCACCUACAUGCAGAGACUUUUUACAGCGUGUGUCUACAUUUAGGGAGUAGUGAGGGUGUCGCACACACAAGCAGGAGAACGAGAGAGAGCACAAAGCCCCAGUGUGUUUCAUUCAGGACAAAGGAGGCCCCUGAGCCAAAACCCAGCCUGCAGCUAAGCCCAGAGCUUACCUCCACUGCACUAACACUCCUGUUCGUUGCUGUCAUACUGCUGUUGCUGGCAGGCCAGGGUUGGGACACUGUGCCUGGGGAGGAGGCAGGGAAACACCACAGUGCUCUGCUCCAGUGGAUCAAGAGUCACAAAUCUCAGAUAAUCAAUCAAAAGACAGAAGGCAGCAGUGAACAUCAGCCAAAGCAGAGCGUGAAGCUGUCAUUACACCUGGACUGCUGAGAUCAUUUCAUUUGUGCAUAAUCAAAAGCAGAAACACUUGCAAACACACACACACACACACACACACACACACACACACACACACACACACUGCCAGAUAUACAGGUGGUUAAUCACAAUUAGGAGAGCGGGGUCAUGCAUCAAAGCAAUGGUGUAGGAAAAGAUUUGUAUUUAUUUUAUAUACCGUAUAAAGUAUAUAUUGACAUUGUUCGCGUGUUAAGAUUAUGUGAAGAAUACCUGAACCCCAGCCAGGGAAAUAAAACUGGACAAUCAAUGUGUUGUAAUAUUCCAGCAACACGGCGAGUGAACAAAGCCGAGAGAACCGAGGGGUCUGAGCCACUGACGACCAACAGACUGAAACCGGGGGGAAACCCAACUCAAUCCAGGGACAGAGUAUUUGCAGUGUUCACUGUAUAGAGGAGAGUGGCUCAGACCGUAAGGGCAUUCCUCAUGUUUCCUGUCCAUGCAUCUCCUCUACUCCUCCACACAUUCACCCAUACCUAAUCCAAACUGAUGAAACCUUCUCUUGAGUGUGCUAUUGAAUGAAAUUCCUGCUUGUGUGAGCUCUGUAAGUAAAAGUGAUUAAUGUAAACAACUCUUUUGCUUAGCUUAUAAAUACCUUAUCCUGGGUUCUCUAUUUUGCAGUACAUAUAAUCAUCCAGACUCCUAACGCACCACCUCCCUUUUAGCAUACACGUGAUCUUAAAGUGACUGUGUUAAA
This is a messenger RNA of Myripristis murdjan (pinecone soldierfish), 3370 nucleotides long. Its product is annotated as leucine-rich repeat neuronal protein 2-like. Lineage: Eukaryota; Metazoa; Chordata; Actinopteri; Holocentriformes; Holocentridae. The record is from RefSeq and is a predicted model, not a curated record. Bases 271 to 2649 code for a protein of 792 amino acids. Gene Ontology annotation, molecular function: protein binding. The transcript has a single exon.